Naegleria gruberi is the source of this 1227-nucleotide messenger RNA. RefSeq lists its product as uncharacterized. Gene Ontology annotation, molecular function: hydrolase activity, acting on ester bonds. The coding region runs from base 1 to 1227 and encodes 408 amino acids. Gene Ontology annotation, biological process: lipid metabolic process. The transcript has 4 exons. The record is from RefSeq and is a predicted model, not a curated record. NCBI's taxonomy places the organism in Eukaryota, Heterolobosea, Eutetramitea, Acrasida, Naegleriidae.
AUGAUCAUGUUAAAUUCAUCUUCCUCAUUCGUAAAUGCUCAAGAUCCAAAAUCAAAUGUUACCCAAUUGAUUCAAUAUUGGGGUUAUCCAGUUGAACAACAUUAUGUAACCACAACAGAUGGUUUUAUUCUCUCCGUUCAGAGAAUUCCAUAUGGACGUUCAAGUUUAAGUAGACAAAUUCCAAAAGAUAAAAAGAAGGUAGUUUUCCUUCAACAUGGUUUUUUGGAUUGUUCUGCUACUUGGGUUAAUAAUUUACCAUAUCAAUCAUUGGGAUAUAUUUUAGCUGAUGCAGGAUUUGAUGUUUGGUUGGGUAAUGCUAGAGGAAAUGAAUAUUCCAAUAGAAAUAUUUACCACUCUAAACAUGAUAAACAAUUCUGGAAUUUUUCAUGGGAUGAAAUUUCAAUUCUAAAUGAAGAAAUGGCAAUUUAUGAUCUUACUGCAAUGGUUGAUUAUGCACUUAAAGUCAGUGGCCAACCAAAAUUAGCCUAUGUUGGUCACUCUCAAGGUACAACUAUGGGAUUUGAAUGUUUUUCUAGUAAUGCUGAUUCAAAUACUAAAUAUCCAGCAUGUCCAAAGGAUUUCACAAACAAAAUUUCCAUUUUUAUUGCUAUUGCUCCAGUAACUUAUUUGGAACAUGUUAAUAGUCCAAUGAUGGAAGCUCUUGCAAAACUUCAUGUUGAUGAAAUUUUAGAAUUCCUUGGUGUUGGUGAUUUUUUACCAACCACUCAACAAUUAGAAAAGUGGAUUCCUGGAAUUUGUUCAAAUUCAAUUCUUCAAAAAGCUGUCUGCAUGAACGUUUACUGUAUAAUGAGUGGUUGUGAUGGUUUGGAAAAUAAGGCAAACUCCUCUCGUUUACCUUUAUAUAUGGAUCGUUUACCUGCAGGAACCUCAACAAUGAAUGCUGGACAUUGGGCCCAAUUAGUUAGAUCUAAGAAAUUCCAAAUGUUUGAUUAUCAUUUUGGUAAUUAUGAUCAUUAUCAUCAAGUAUCUGCUCCACAAAUUGAAUUGUCAAAUUUACAUGUUGAUAUUGCAAUUUAUCAUGGAGGUUUGGAUAUUUUGGCAGAUUACAAUGAUGUUAAGAAAUUAUUGAGCAAACUUCCAAAAGAACGUCUCAAGAAUGUAAUGUUCUUUAGUGAUUUUGGUCAUAUCGAUCUCGUUUGGGGUAUUAACAAUUAUCAACUUUUCUUCAAUGAUAUUGUUAAAAGAGUUUCUGAUUCUUUCAAUUAA